Clarias gariepinus (North African catfish) is the source of this 5043-nucleotide messenger RNA. RefSeq names its product serine/threonine kinase 24a (STE20 homolog, yeast) (gene stk24a). Lineage: Eukaryota; Metazoa; Chordata; Actinopteri; Siluriformes; Clariidae. The transcript has 11 exons. Gene Ontology annotation, molecular function: ATP binding; protein kinase activity. The record is from RefSeq and is a predicted model, not a curated record. Gene Ontology annotation, biological process: protein phosphorylation. The coding region runs from base 768 to 2063 and encodes 431 amino acids.
CAGAGGUUUCAAUAUGGCGGAAGGCUACGGCGGAAAAUGAGGAGGACGAGAGCAGUGCAGUGUAUUUGGUGAAAUUUGGUGGUUUUCCAGCUGUUUUAAAUGUAGACACAAACUUAUCGUUUGUUUGGCCUUUUUUUAAAUUCAAGAAAGUAUAAGGAGGCGUGCAAUAUUGGCAACGGAAGUUGAAAGUUAGCUCUAACUAGCCUUCUGUCCGUCUAACGAACUUGUGCGGCAGUUGGCGAAAAUAACAUAAUCCUCUCCGCGGUAGUGACUCUGACGGGAUACCGCACUUAAUCAUAUAAGUACUGUUGCUUUUGUCUGGAGAGUGAAGCAGUGCUGCAGAGUGUUAUUAUGGAUGUCAGAGUGGUCUAGGUGUAAAUUCUCCAUCGAGCCUAGCUCGGGUGCUAGCAGAGCGAAUCCCACAGCGCCGGAGUCACCGCUACACGUCUGCCAGCAGUCUGAAGUAGUUAGUUGCUCGCCGCAAUAUUUCCUUUAGUUACCUCUAUAACAAAAAAAAAGUGGUGUUUUAACCAAGCUAAUCCAGGCUAGCCAGCCAUCGUUUGCCCUAACGUCAACUUUGAACAAGGACGGUUCUCGCUUUAUAGUCGCCUGGACAUUACUGGACUGUUUUAUUUGGCGAAUGUGUUAUGGUGCACCCGGAAGGCUGAUCUAAACACAGUGGUCAUCACAUCCACUUGGAAUUUAUUUUUAUUAUUUUAUUUGUGUUUUUAUUUUUUGUUUCGGCUAAGACACUUGGAUAGCACGCCAUGGCUCGUCAGCCGGUCCAGAGAGGACUUCCGGGCAUACAGAAUAUUAAAACUGACCCCGAAGAGCUGUUCACUAAGCUGGAGAAGAUCGGAAAGGGCUCGUUUGGGGAGGUGUUUAAAGGGAUAGACAAUCGUACUCAGAAGGUCGUGGCCAUUAAGAUCAUUGAUCUGGAGGAAGCAGAGGAUGAGAUCGAAGAUAUUCAGCAGGAGAUCACAGUGCUGAGCCAAUGCGACAGCCCCUUCGUUACAAAGUAUUAUGGGUCAUAUUUAAAGGGCACAAAGUUAUGGAUCAUAAUGGAGUAUUUAGGAGGAGGCUCAGCAUUAGAUUUGCUGGAGCCAGGGUCACUGGACGAGUCCCAGAUUGCUACUAUACUGAGAGAGAUUCUCAAGGGGCUUGAAUACCUGCAUUCAGAAAAGAAAAUUCACAGAGACAUUAAAGCUGCUAAUGUGCUGCUGUCAGAGCAAGGUGACGUAAAGCUGGCUGACUUCGGCGUAGCAGGCCAGCUUACAGACACUCAGAUCAAGAGGAACACAUUUGUCGGCACUCCAUUCUGGAUGGCACCCGAGGUCAUAAAACAGUCAGCUUACGAUUCAAAGGCAGAUAUUUGGUCCUUGGGUAUAACAGCGAUAGAGUUGGCCAAGGGAGAGCCGCCCCACUCUGACCUUCACCCCAUGAAGGUUCUAUUUCUCAUCCCAAAGAACAACCCGCCAACUCUGGAGGGAAACUACAGCAAACCGCUGAAAGAGUUUGUAGAAGCAUGUCUCAACAAGGAGCCAAACUUUAGACCUUCAGCUAAAGAGCUGCUAAAACAUAAGCUUAUUGUACGUCAUGCUAAAAAGACCUCGUACCUCACAGAACUCAUUGAUCGGUACAAGAGGUGGAAGGCUGAGCAAAGUCGAGACGAUUCCAGCUCCGAUGAGUCUGACCCGGAACAGGAUGGACAGGCCUCAGGUGGUAACGACUCGGGAAACGAUGACUGGAUCUUUACUAUAAGAGAGAAAGACCCCCAAAAAAUCCAAAAUGGGAUCAUGCAAUCAGCCGGGCUGGACCACAGCAAGGUACAGAGCAGUACACAAAUGCCUUUGUCCCAGAGCUUGUCAACUAUUAUAUCUCCACUGUUUGCAGAACUGAAGCAGAAGGGUGAGGCUAGUAAUGGAAAACCUGAGGCAGUGGAGGAGCUGAGGGAGGCCAUAUUCCUGGCAGAGGAGGUGUGCCCAGGCAUCUCAGACUCCAUGGUCACAGAGCUAGUACAGAGACUGCAGAGGUUUGCAGUUCCCCGGGCUUCAUCUCACUGACUGCUUGCUGUGGAUUCUCCUCUCUCUGCCUCUUAGUGUAGCCCCUCUCACACACUUACUCACUCAACCUGUACCUGGCACACUUUUUUUUUUUUUUUUUUUCUUUUUUUACAUAUCAGGUGAAUGGGGAGUGUUCUGGAGGCCUGGCUGGGCUGAGACUCAGACGAAGACACAGACACCCCUUCUGAGAGCAGUGCACCUUAUUCAGCACACACAGGGGCAGAGCAGCAGGUGGUUGCACCAGCCAUGUGCAGGUUCUUUCCAAACUGCAUGUGUAAAGCAAUUUGCGUCUUAAUGACCCAACUUAGUUUUUAACGGUCUAGCGAGUGCCGAUUCAGUUACAACAUGAAGACUAAAUCAGCCGUCAUGUUGUCAUUUACACUGAUUAAUUAAUCAAUUUCACCCUGUAGCUAAAAGAGAUGACUAGUUAACAUUUCAGUAGAGAGUGUAAAUCAAACCUUAGUUAAAACCCAAGGAGUGGUUAUUAUAUGUUAUGUGUACAUGAGUAUUUUAUUUUUUUUAUUUUAUUCCGUUUAUUCAUAUCAGCUGGUCAGUUUUAGGCAGUAUUGUUUUACACUUGUCCCUUCACUAGUGUAAUCUUACACUAUGGUGCGUUUAAUGCAAGCUCCUUAAAGUAGGCAAGUCAGUUUAGUUAGAACUUGGAUAGUUGGUGCAAACCAGUCAUUGAAUGUGCAGUAUGUGAGAUUUUUAAUGUGUGUGGAUGUAUGUGUGUGAGUGAAUCAGUGCUGUAGGGUCCCGGCCAUGGAGUUGAAAUGAUCCUUAUUUUCCCUAUUUUAUUAUUUUUUUGGUUACUCGGGUAUCCUGCUCUCAGUAACUGGAAUCUUCUGAGAUGCAGACUGAGCGUGCUUGUGUGUUUGUAUGUGUGUUUGUGUGUGUACAUAGGCUUACAAACAUGUCAUUGAGGUACGCUGAUGAAAACACUGUGUUGAAAAUGGCCAACUGCUCCUGUAGAUACUGUUUGCGAAGGUAUACAUGUAAACUGGCCAUCACUGAGAUUGCCUUGUUAUAAUUGAUUAAAUUUUUUUUCAUGCAUUGAAUUGAACGCUGCCAUCUGACCCAUUAUCACACAUUUUUGUUUUUUCUUACCUUCCCAGUGCCAUUCACACUCUCCAGUUUAACAACAGUUCCUUAAUCCAACCCUCAGAAAAUAUAUUUAUAAAAAUUCAGAAGAUCCUUUUUUUCUUUUUUUUUUGUGACCCUUUCCUUUUAUGGAAAAUAAUGCUGUAUGCUAUAUAUAUUUUUUGAAGCUCCAGACUAUUUUACCAAACUCUAGUUCUCUUUGAUUUGCUGUAAACUUGUCAUACGCCGCUAAAUCCUCAUGUCUUCCUGGAAAUCGAAACGGUACAGGGUGUACCAACUGCUUGAAUUGCACUUAGGUAACUGCCGCCUUAUGAUACAUGAAUUAGCCAUAAGCAUGAGAAUUGUACAGUGCAUUUCACCUCCAGACCGCUGAUGUGAGCCCCAUCUAUGACAUCCAUGAAGACUAGCGUGUUAAUGCACAGCUCACUUUAGUGCAUUUUAGAUCUGUUCAUUGCUCAUGUAUAUGUAGUGAAAAACUAGCAUCGACACCUGUGUUGUGGUAGAACUGCACUUGAGCUAACUCUCAAUCUUCUUUUAACCUGUAACUCAACAAUGAUGCAUUUAUUCACCAGUUUUUAAAAUGCUAAUCCAGUGAUUAAAGCCGUAGCUUAAAAACAGCAUGGGGAUCUGAGCAUAAGGCAGUUCUAGAUAAAGCUUUUUUUUAAUUGUUUGGGGACAUGGAUGCUGUCACAAGCAUGAUGAAUAGCAUGUGUGCAGCAAGUGUUUGAAAAUCUUGAAAUCCAGCUGUUUCGACUCAUUUUAAUAGGCUUGAUGCUAAUAUUACUAAAAUUUAAAUUUUAGUGCUUUUUAAAUUGCACACUUUGUGUUCUAAUUACAGUUUGGGAAAUGUAAAGCUUUUUAUUCAAGACUGGGAAAUUUUUACAAUUGAAUUACAUUAUAUCGUUUAUUAUACUCUCGUCUAAUGUCUGGGUAAAUUAGACACUGGUAUUAAGGAAGAGAAAAACAAGAUAAUGACACUGACCAUGAAACCACUAAAAGCAAGUUCAGAGAGUAAAAAAAAAUAAAGGGAUGUUUGUUUCAUGAAGUCAGGUGAGGAGUAAUGUUCGCUUAGUUAUUGUCUUAGUCAUAAUGACAUUAAUACGGCAUAAACGACUACAGAUGUACAGUUGCCCAAAACUCAUGACUAGUUUGGAUUAAUUCAUUUUUAAGUGAAGAGAAUUCUUUGUUACUAGCUUUUAAUCAGACUGAUUAAUGACCAGGCCUAAAGACACAAUUACUAAUUGAUUAAAAUAAACUACCUUUUCUGCAAGUGAAGCAGUACAAAUUAUUGCUGGUUUAAUCUUUAAUUAAGUCAUUCUGUCUCCAAAACCCACAGGUGAAAAGAGUUAAGAGGCAGAAAUCUGCACUCGCAUUCAAACGCUGUCAGCCUGUCUGUUUACCACAAAGUGCUUCCCCAUUCUUGCCCUUAGUGUUUUUUUUCCUCCCUUUUAUUGAUAUUUGCACCUUUUUUUUUAGGUUGAGUCUGAAUGUGUCCCUGUGUGUAAGCUAUAAUUUGAAUGAGAUCACGGUUUGUCUUAUGUUUGCGACUGAACUUUCUUGAGUAUGGCAAUAAUUUAGGCUGUCAGGUUUCUCAGCACAGAUAUAUUCUAUGGAACAGAAUUCAAUAUUUUUAUAAGUGUAAAGUGCAGUAUUAUCUCUCGAAUGAAUUACACCAUAUGCUAUCUAACUGAUUUUCAAACAAUGUAAUUUUCUGUAACAUUGCUGAGUGUAUAGUAUUGUACAUAAUUCUUGCUUUUGUCAUCAAAUACCAAGGUACUGAAUUCCUUGCAAGCUUUCAAGUGAUUUUAAGAAAAAAUAAAUUGAUAGUUUGAUUUGCCUGCUGUUUUAUGUGUUUAAGUGGAGGAUUUGUUUUUUUUCU